UGGAUUUUUGUUCUUGUUUUGUCUGUGUUUUUUUUAAGCAAUUGAGAAUAAUUUUUCUUGUUAUGACUGCUUCCUGUUCCUUUGCGGAGUUAAGCUGGGACAGCAGCACUCUGGUUGCAGGGCUUGUUGCUCAUUUCUCCCCUCCCCUCCUGCAGUUGAUUUUAGACGCUGCUGGACACUGUCCAACAGGAAAUCCAGUCUUACUGGGAAAACCAUCACAACCUACUCAAAGGUACCAGCUUUAAAUGAUAACGUGGUUUCAAACGAGAGCUGGAAAUGUUCCCAGGCUCCCAGACAUGAGUUGCUCCCCCCUUGCACUGGACUUUGCUGAAGUUGAACCCCCUGGCAUGCCUUCCCACAGCAUCACCAUGACCAGGCUCUGGUGUGGGUGGCUGGGGAACCAACCUGCAAAAGACCAGGUGAGCCCCAUCAUCCAAACAUAGACUGAGUCCACCCCCUCAGGUACUGGCUGGGGGGAUUUUCCACAUCUUGAGAAAGAAGCAUGAGGUGCUACUAGCCUGGUCCUGUGCUGCAGGACCCCUGUGAGCACAGUGUGCCCUCGCUGUAGCAUCAGUACUCAUAUGCAUCAAACCUUGGAGCAGUUUGAAAUUGCAACAGAGCUUCUGUGUGUCUGCAGAUAAACACAUGGAAAGGGUGAAGCAGGGAAGCAUGCCUUUUCUCGUCCAUUGCCUCCAAAGAGGAAAAGGAAAUAAGAAUUAAAAUUCCUGAGAGGAGAAAUAAGUAAUCCUGCCCAUCAGACAAUGGUUAUUUUAUACAUGAUAAAUCAUCUGAUAUAUGCAAGGAAACAACACUAGGGUGCCUGUGCUGACUAUGCAGGAGUAUAAUCUUGCAGGGCUAUGUGUAGGAUGUCUGCUCUAAGACCUGUCAGGUACUGAAAAUGCAGACAGAUAUAGUACCACAGUUAGAAAUCAGAGGUUUAGCAGCUCUGCAGGUGACAUUGCAGUUGAAAGUGACAAAACUAAAACGGACAGUGUUCAGGAAAUAUCAGCUCACAGUGAGCUCGUUUCCAGUUUGUGGCGAGUUGUGUGUUUAGAGAGGAUGGUGUGCUGCUGCCAGAAAAGCCAUGUAAACAUUUUCUACCAAGCCAGAAUGUUUUUCCUAGAGCUGAUAUCAUGCCUGCUGAAGCUCUUGGCUUCAGUUCAGGAGAGUAUUUUACUACAGAAUUCACAUAUGCGAAAGUGAACCUGUGGGACCUGAUCCUAUAAAUCUCGUCAGUCAAAGGGAAGCAUAAAAAGUUGUGCAAUUUUGGAGCUGAGAGCCAGAUACUAUAUGGGAGGUCAAAAGCCAGUCAAGAAAGGCCAGAUGAGGAAGAAACAAAGUUCAACUUCUUAAUCGCAUUUGUGGCUUUUUUUGUUUGUUUGGAGUUUUUUUGGGGGGAUGGGUUUUAAUAUUGUGUCUAUAAAAUGCGCUCAGAGUGCAGCCUUUCCAGAAACUAAAAUAGAGAUAUAUGUGUUUCAGCCACCACUGAUCUGGUCUGACUAGAUCAUCAGGAAAUAAAAAUGUUCCGGGCAAUUCAGCUGAAUUUAGUUUGUGUAACCAAGGGAGAAUAAAUAAAGGUUGCAUCUGAACAAGUUUAUGUAGUUAGUAUUCCUUGACGUGUUGUUAAGCUUUAUGCUUCACAGCUUUCCUAGGAAACAGUCAACUUUUUAGACUGAAAGGCUGGAGGUCAAACUGAUAAGCUCUAACGUUUCUGAUUUCCAUGCAGGCAGAGCAGAGCAGAGGCUCAGCCUUCAAGGGGACUCCAGCUUUUGGCUGUCAAAGAAUGAUCUUCAGCAGAAGCUGCUCCUAACAGGAAUCUUGAAAGGAGGUGGUCCUGAAUAUCCCCAGACACUGGAAGGAAUUGACUCAAGGUAGGUCCUGGUGUGGGGACUUUUCACGUGUGGUGCAAAGGUUCAGAGGCUCAUCUGACUGGUGAGCUCACGGCCGAUGCCUUCAGCUCCCAGGGUGGUGACUGAGCAGCUUGGUAAGUGGGACUGGCCAAGCAAGCAGCCAGGCAUCAAUCAGCUGUCCUGAGCCUGUGGUGUCUUCUGACUCGUCCACCUGCUCCCAAAAUGGAGUAUGCCUGGUACUGGCUCGAUGAUUCUGGGAACUGGAUUGAAUAUGGGGAAAAGCAUUCAGAUCACUGCUGCGCCACAGUAACAUCUGAAGUUCUAGAGAAGGAAUUCCAAGAUGACCAGGAAGGCUCUGUGUUAUUCAAGGCUGGUUCUCAAGCAUAUAUAUUAAACUUUAAUGGCAUGGUCCAAACAAACUUGCACUAUAAAACUAAAAGGAAAGUUGCCCGACGGCCAAAAUUUCUGCCCUCUCAAGAUGGACAAGACAAAAGCUCAAACACGACCCUAUCCCAUUUUGUUUACCCUCCAGAAUGGGACCUAUCUGCACUGCCCGAUAUUGGGUUCAAGUUGAUAGAGGUCAGCUGCACUUCCCUCGAAUACAGUAAAAUUAAGAACCUGUUUGAGAAGACAAUGAAAGAUUUCUUCAUCCACCGAUUGCAGAGGAUCCAGAACCCAACACUUUGGCAAGUUUUUCAGUGGCAAAAGGAGCAGAUGAAGAAGCUCAGUAAAUUGGAGUGCGUGGAUGAGCGGCUCCUGUUCCAUGGGACAAGUCCGUCCCACAUGCCUGCCAUCUGUGAGCAGAACUUCGACUGGAGGCUGUGUGGGACUCACGGGACAAUGUAUGGGAAAGGAAGCUACUUUGCCAGAGAUGCCAGCUAUUCUCACAAGUUCUGUUCCUCUCAAAGUGGUCGCUACAGCAUGUUUGUAGCUAAUGUUCUUGUGGGAGAAUUUGUUCAGGGAAAACCCGAACACCUUCGCCCUCCACUCAGAGACAGCAAUUCAAACAGACUUUAUGACAGCUGCGUGAAUGACCCAACAGACCCUUCUAUCUUUGUUAUCUUUGAGAAGCACCAGAUUUACCCUGCCUAUAUCUUGGAGUACAGCGGCAAUACCCACUGUAGGAUCCUGUAGUGAAUGCUGGAUUCUCCUUUGAAUUUACACUGAAGAAAUCACACUUUAAUACAUUUUUUUAUUAUUUU
Messenger RNA from Neopsephotus bourkii (Bourke's parrot), 3052 nucleotides. Its product is annotated as protein mono-ADP-ribosyltransferase PARP12-like. Gene Ontology annotation, molecular function: NAD+ poly-ADP-ribosyltransferase activity. The record is from RefSeq and is a predicted model, not a curated record. The transcript has 10 exons. Bases 2073 to 2984 code for a protein of 303 amino acids. Lineage: Eukaryota; Metazoa; Chordata; Aves; Psittaciformes; Psittacidae.